AUGCUUUUCCUGGAGGGUGCAUCUGCCUCACAGAAGUGUCCCAGGGAUCCUUUCCUUGAAACGAAAGAUGUGUUGACACGCAUCCAUCAGCUUGGCCACAUGGCGAGCGACGCAAUUGACCUGGUUGACUGCACCGCGUACUUGGCCGAUAUCAAGGAUGCAGCCGCAGUUCGACGAGCCAUCACGGAUUUCUACGCAGCCGCCGCAAUCCGACCGGCCACUACAUUGGUGCAGGCUGGCGGGCUGCCCGACGGUAAAUCCGUACUCCUCCGCUGCACCGGGACGAUGUCAGACCCGGCAUUCGCGAGGAUGCCGCCAGUGUCUAUCGACGGCGCCACCAUCACCGACAGAUUUGUUUUUACGUCGGCCUUGCUUGGGCGCAAUUCAUCAGGCUCGGAUGCCUUUGAUGGGUUGCAGCGCGUGCUCAAGACUGCAGACGUCAGUCUCAAGGAAGUUGUCACUUGCUCCUUCUAUGUCAAGGAUCAGGCACACAUGUUCGAUCUCUUUGCAGGCUUCUACGAGGCCUUCAACAAGGAGAAUCCACCUCCUCCGACACGUGGCGAAUAUCAAGCCGACACCGAGUGUGACGACUGUCUGGUUGCGAUGAAAUGUGUGGCUGCUCGUUUGCCACCGGCCGCAGCAUCCAGUGGCCUUGGAAUGAGUGGUAUGAAUUUGGUAAUUUAA
Molecule: messenger RNA, 684 nt
Organism: Symbiodinium necroappetens
Lineage: Eukaryota; Dinophyceae; Suessiales; Symbiodiniaceae
Source: the annotation of a GenBank genome assembly